AUGACGUCCCCUGCCGCGCCCGCUGCCGUCGCCAUUGGCUCCACCAUCCAGCUCCAGGCCGACACAACGGCCCAGCCCGUCGCUUGCGGUUUCACCUCGGGCGGAGUCUCCCCCGGCGGUACCGCCUUCACCGCUUUCAACCCCCAGACGGGCUGCGAGGUGCCCCAGGGCUUGGCCGGUGUGACCUACGUGACGCUCACCAGCUCUGCCCCCAUCAACGGCGCCUUGACCGACGACAUCACCCUGGCUGGCCCCAUGGUGUUGACCAUCUCCUACCUACGCCUCAUCGCCGAAGUUGAUUCCAUCAGGCAGAUGAUCACUGGCAGCGUCUCCGCGAUCAAUGCGGCCUUCGCGUCCUUCUCAUGGCCUCUUGCCCUCGUCUUCUAG
Verticillium dahliae VdLs.17 is the source of this 387-nucleotide messenger RNA. RefSeq lists its product as uncharacterized. The transcript is spliced from 2 exons. The coding region runs from base 1 to 387 and encodes 128 amino acids. NCBI's taxonomy places the organism in Eukaryota, Fungi, Ascomycota, Sordariomycetes, Glomerellales, Plectosphaerellaceae. The record is from RefSeq and is a predicted model, not a curated record.